This is a messenger RNA of Pseudomassariella vexata, 1320 nucleotides long. RefSeq lists its product as uncharacterized. NCBI's taxonomy places the organism in Eukaryota, Fungi, Ascomycota, Sordariomycetes, Amphisphaeriales, Pseudomassariaceae. Gene Ontology annotation, cellular component: nucleus. Bases 1 to 1320 code for a protein of 439 amino acids. The record is from RefSeq and is a predicted model, not a curated record. Gene Ontology annotation, molecular function: zinc ion binding; DNA-binding transcription factor activity, RNA polymerase II-specific. The transcript has 2 exons.
AUGUCGCCGUCUAACCCUACGGAGCAGAACGGAGUGGCGCCGAAACACCGUGCCUGUGAUGAAUGCCGUUCCCGAAAGCUGGCCUGCACCAAAGAGUCCGAUGGAUGUGCGAGAUGCAAGCGCGAGGGCAUUGCAUGCCACUACUCGCCCCAGAAGCAGAUGGGGCGGCCACGGAAACGUCCACGAGAGGAAUCCAACGAUAACGAUGCAGCUGCAUCCGCGGAGUUGGCCAACAAGACCCCCAUGAUCAACAUACCUCCCGACACGCCAGAUCCUGGCAUGGCUUUCCUCAGCUUUGUCGCUGGAGGCGAACUUGGUCUUGAUCAUGACCUCAGACUUGAUCAACCGAUGCCAAUGGGCAGCGGGUCGGACGAUACGCAGGCUGGGAAGGUCGACUGGCAGUUUGGGUACACGGGUAACGACUUUGAAGCACUGAACUUUGAUAAUGGCGCUGUGGACCACGCCCCUGCUUUCUCGUCGACCAACCUCGAUCCGGCAUUAUUCACCGUCGCCACAACCCCAGAUGCCCUCCCGAAUCUGUCGUCGGCCGGAUCGUCUAGUUCGGCCGAGACCGCUGGAUCUCCAGACUCAACCAACCAAAAGUGUGCUUGCACCGCAAGCCUGUACCUCGCCAUCGACUUGAUGCAGAAGCUGUCGUCCGAUGUGACAGAAGGCGUCCGGCAAGCCCGCCUGGCGGCUAAGACAGCAUACGAAGUUGUCAACUGCCCCGCAUGCGCUCUCGCUGCAGGACCGGCUACCCCAACUUUUCAUAUUACGGCCGCAGCCAUGCAAAACUUCCAAAACUUGAUGUUACUAGCCACUUUGAUCCCUAGUAUCGCUCACGCUUACGAGCGCAUCCUUACCUUAGUCGACAAGGAAACAGUCAGCGCCCAGGCCGACCGUCGCGAGAUUCCCUUCAAGCUCGAUGGCUACGGCGGCAUGUGGGGCGCUUUCAACAACGGCCCAUGUGCAGUAAGUGGCAUUUUAAACCACCGCCUGAUGGAACCAACACUAUGGCGGCGCACUGUGCGUAGCCUACUUCGCAUCGAUGUGUAUGGAAUGUCGAGCUGCGAUGCUAGCGGCUCUUUGACAGGUUCCGCCUCAACGCCGGAUCCUUUCCAUCUGGGACUCAAAGACAUUGUCAUCCAAAUGGAGAACAGAUCUAAGGCCCGGCAUGCGCUUCUUGACGCAAUGAUUCUGUCUGGCGCUUGGCAGGAGCCGAACUGCACACUUAAGUUGCACAAAACGGGCGAGACGCCGACGUGCCAGAGAAUCAUUGCCAUUGCGAGAACAGCGAUUGACAACCUGGUCAUUCCUUGA